This is a messenger RNA of Lodderomyces oxycetoniae, 4158 nucleotides long. RefSeq names its product Pfk26p (gene PFK26). Lineage: Eukaryota; Fungi; Ascomycota; Pichiomycetes; Serinales; Debaryomycetaceae. Gene Ontology annotation, molecular function: ATP binding; 6-phosphofructo-2-kinase activity. The record is from RefSeq and is a predicted model, not a curated record. The transcript has a single exon. The coding region runs from base 1 to 4158 and encodes 1385 amino acids. Gene Ontology annotation, cellular component: cytosol. Gene Ontology annotation, biological process: fructose metabolic process; fructose 2,6-bisphosphate metabolic process.
AUGGUCUCGUCCUCAGAUACACAUUCAAAAAACUCAAAUGGUGAGCAAAAUCACCCGGGCAAAGUUGAUAGCGAUAACACACAAUUGUUGUUGCUGCUGUUGCUGCCGCUGCUGCUACUGCUACUGCUGCUGCUGCUGCCGCCGCCGCCGCCGCCACUGCUACUGCCACUGCUAUUGCCAGAGCAACUAGGCUCUUACGAAAACACGUAUCAACAACAGCAUGACAUCUCAAAUAACCCCAACAAUCAACACCAUGAAUCUAUCAGAAACUUGAUUGCUUCGAACUUCAAACAGCGUUCCUUCAAUUCUGAUUCCAAUUUUGGUUCUGUUUCCAAUUCAGGCUCAGAUUCCGGUUCAGGUUCCAUUUCUCCAAAUUUUUCAGCUUUAAUACGGCGACAUCAACAACUACUACUACAACAACAACAGCAACAGCAACAGCAUACCCCACAAACACAUUCACAGCUAAACCCCGCUUCAUCUUCUACCACCACCACCACCUCUCAUGCAAACUUAUCACCGCCACCACUACCAAUGAAUCGUAAAAAAUCAAAUUCGAUAAGUAAUGCAGUGUUGCAGCGUUCGAGAGCUUUGAAAAAAGUAUCAUUUUCAAAUCUCCACUCAAACGACUCGUCUCAGGUGCUUGAUUCGAGAUCAUCCUCCUCGUCAAGUAUGUCGUUUGAUAAUUCAGAAAACGAUGCUUAUAGUGACGAUGACAACCAUGGUGAAGGGAGAGAAGAAGACACUCAAACUGAAGGAGAGACUGAAGUAAGCAAUCACGAAGGUGCAAACAAUGUUGCAUUGAGCGGUCCUCAUCUGCAAGGACCAAUAGACUCUUCAUCGCUGCUUUCAAAUUCAAAUUCAAAUUCAAAUUCAAAUACAAAUACAAGAAGCAAACACCAUUCUCAUCGCAAGGGAAAUCAUUAUCUUCAUUAUCAAAGAGGAUUACAAAAUUUUAAUAGAGCCCAAUUUACCACCAGCGCUACACCGCCUCUGGCUAGUGUAUCGCCAAAUAUGUCCUCGGCAUCAUUGUAUAAGAAGGUCCCAAGACCAUUGUCACCAAACCAAAGCAAGCUAUCAAAGAGAUAUAGUUAUGGCGGAGAAAGAUUGGCAUUGUCUAAAUCUCUUGAUUCACAAUUAUUAGAACCAAGCAAUUCUAACAUUUCAAUAAGUUCAUUCUUACCAGCAUUUAAUAAAAGACCUUUGACUGAUACGCCAAUUGUUUCACAUAUAGGAUCACCAAUAACUAGAGAUCAAUCAAGCGAUGAUGAUGAUGUAGAAGAAGAUGCGGUUCUAGGAAGAGGAGGAGGAGGAGAAGGAGGAGAAGAAGAAGAAGAAGAAGGAAGAGAAAAGGAAAAAGAAACUGAAAGAGAAAAACACCAAAGACAAAGUGAUAUUGUUGGAGAGACUUACGAGCAAGAGCAAUUGCAACUGCGGCCUAAAAAGGACUCCAACAAUCCUGAUGAAUCAACUAAUAUGACUAAGAAAAUAUCUCAUUUGAACUUGGCAGAAUUAGGACACGAUACAACUUUAUCUCUGAUGUCCUUAUCUGAAACCGAUUCAUUGAACAAAGCAAGGGAUAUGGCUGCCCACGCAGGUGCAUCUCUUGUUGGUACUCAAGAGGAAAUUAUCAGAACAGGCAUUAGACGUCCAACAUUCAAACAGGUUUUACUGGAACCUUUUUCCCAAAAAGAUGUUCAACCGCCCAAAGUAGUAAUUGGAAAUGACGACAACACUUCCGGUCUGAUAAGUCCCAUGAGUUAUAUUUCAGAGUCGCAGAAGAAGAAGGAGAAGGAGGAGAAGGAAAAGGAGGAGACGGAGAGAAAGGAGACGGAGAAGGAGAAGGAGAAGGACAAGGACAAGGACAAGGACAAGGACAAGGACAAGGACAAGGACAAGGAGAAGGACAAGGAGAAGGACAAGGAGAAGGACAAGGAGAAGGACAAGGAGGAGAAGGGGAAGAUAUACGAUGAACGAGAAAGAAAGAACCAGGAAAUAGAAGAAAGACAAUUACAAAUUGAGAAAGAGCAAAUAAAACAGAACCAUAUAUCAGCCGAUCAAUCACCUGUUUCUUCUUUCUCGCCACCUCCUCCGCCAUCUGAAAAUAGGGGAUUGACAAUGAAACAGGAUAUCAAAGACCAUUUACUAAAAGAUGUUCCACCGCACAUGAAAGAGCAAUUUGAAAAAACUCCAUCAAUUGAAAAAUUGAAAACUUUACUAAUGACUAAGCCGCCUCCUUCUGCAAGGAAGACAUACACUUUGAAUAUACCUGGUCAAACAUCGUCUAAGAUCUCACCAGAUGGUAAGAUUGCAUCAGUUGAUAUUGGCUCGAAAUUGGUCAUUGUGAUGGUUGGUUUGCCAGCAAGAGGCAAAUCUUAUAUCACAAACAAGUUAACUAGGUAUCUCAAUUGGUUACAACACGAUUGUCGAGUGUUCAAUGUUGGUAAUACAAGAAGAAAAAGUAAACUCAAUGCAGGGCCUGAGAAGAAUCCAUUACCAGAUGCGGAUACUCCAACAGAUUCACAAUCACCGAACCAAUCGCAAGUUCAGCAAGGUACUGAGCAUGACGCAUCCUUUUUCAAUCCCGAAAAUAAAAAUAGCACUGCGUUGAGAGAGAAAUGGGCUAUGGAUACUUUGGAACAGUUGCUUGAUUAUGUGAUUAAUGGAAGCGGAUCGGUUGGUAUAUUUGAUGCUACAAACUCAACUAAACUUCGAAGGAAAAGGGUGUUAAAGAGGAUUCGAGAGAGAAGCAAUGGAGAAUUAAAAGUGUUGUUUCUUGAAAGUAUAUGCAGUGAUCCCAAUAUCAUUGAGAGUAAUAUUCGCUUAAAAUUGAGUGGUCCUGAUUACAAAAAUAUGGAUCCGGAAGUUGCACUCAAGGAUUUUGUUGGCAGAUUGCAAAACUAUGAAAAAGCUUAUGAAACAAUAGAUGAAGAAGAAGAGAAAAUUCCUGGGUAUCAAUAUGUCAAAAUGAUUGAUGUUGGGAAAAAGAUUGUUAGUUACAAUAUCCAGGGAUUUCUUUCAUCACAAGCAGUUUAUUUCUUAUUAAACUUCAAUUUGUGCGAACGACAGAUAUGGAUUACACGUCAUGGAGAAAGUAAAGAUAAUUUAAGUGGCAGAAUAGGCGGAGAUGCACACUUGACAAAACGUGGAGUGAAAUUUGCUAAAACUUUAGCUAGAUUCAUGAGUUUCCAGCGUCAAGAAUUCAGAAAGCAACAAUUGGAAAGAUUUUCUUCUCGAUUGGAAUUGAAGUAUAACUCCAUAUUCAAUGAAGAUGAUAUUGCUUCUUUAGAUAUGAUACCUACUGAACCAAACUUUUGUGUUUGGACUUCUAUGCUUAUUCGGUCUAUUGAAACUGCGCAAUAUUUUGAUGACCAUUUGUAUUCGGUAAAGCAAAUGAGAAUGUUGAAUGAGUUGGGUGGCGGUAAAUAUGAAGGUAUGACAUAUGACGAAAUUCAAUCGAAACAUCCUAGAGAAUUUGAAGCCAGGUUGUUAAAUAAGUUGACCUAUAGGUAUCCCGGAGUUGGAGGUGAAUCAUAUUUAGAUGUCUUGACCAGACUAAGGCCAUUAAUCACCGAAAUCGAAAGAACAACUGACCAUUUACUAAUUAUUUCUCAUAGAGUCGUGUUGAGGAUCCUAUUGGCGUACUUUCUUAAUCUUGAUAAAUCGGCUAUUGGAGAAUUGGAUGUCCCGUUGCAUACGCUAUACUGUCUUGAAUCAAAACCUUAUGGAACCGAUUACACAAUGUAUGAGUAUGAUGAGCAUUCUGAUUGGUUUAUUAAAGCAGAGCCCGAGCAUCAGACGAAUGUGAAAGAAGUUGGUGUUGUUUUUAAACAACGGAAAUAUUCAGUUGUUCCUACUGCACCACCUAGGAGAAGUCAGCUCACGGGCCAUUCUAGUAUUGGAGAACAUAUUCAACAAUUGAGGCAUAAUCAUGAUCGUGGAGUAUCUUCAUCAUCAUCUUCUUCUUCCUCAUUAAACAAUGAUUGGGGUAAUAAUCAUGAAUUGACAAACAAUGUAAAGAAUGGAUUUUCAUCAAAUUCUCCUAUACUGCCACCACUGAGAAGACCUACUUUACUGGUUAGAGAUGGUGAUGAUAAAGCAAUCACUGCAAAAAAUUUGCAAGAAUUGAAGAAGUUUGAAAAGAACCAUUACUUCUGCUAG